CAGUCCGGCAUGGCAGAAAAACCAGUGUGUGUGUCCACACAAAUACUUGAUGAUGAAUAUACACAAAAAGAAGAUAACAUCCGUUGCUUAACUAUGCGUGGUCAUUUUGGCUUUGAAUGUUUGCCCUAUCAAUUGGUGAACAGAUCUAUCCGACAAGGAUUCUCUUUCAAUAUUCUCUGUGUGGGAGAAACUGGAAUUGGAAAAUCAACACUGAUCGACACACUGUUUAAUACUAAUUUGAAAGACAGCAAAUCCUCACAUUUUUACUCCAAUGUUGGACUUAAAAUUCAGACAUACGAACUUCAGGAAAGCAAUGUUCAAUUGAAAUUGACUGUUAUAAAUACAGUGGGGUACGGUGAUCAAAUAAACAAAGAAGCCAGCUACCAACCAAUUGUUGACUACAUAGACGCCCAGUUCGAGGCGUACCUGCAAGAAGAACUGAAGAUUAAACGCUCUUUCGUUGACUACCACGAUUCUCGCACCCAUGCGUGCCUUUACUUCAUCUCACCCACAGGACAUUCUCUGAAGUCCCUCGAUCUAUUAACGAUGAAGAGCAUUGACAGUAAGGUGAACAUCAUACCAUUGAUUGCCAAAGCAGAUACAAUUUCUAAGAAUGAAUUACAGAAGUUUAAGAGCAAGAUAAUGAAUGAACUGAUUAGCAAUGGCAUCCAGAUAUAUCAGUUCCCAGCAGACGAUGAAACUACCGGUCAAGUAAACUCCUCAAUGAAUGGGCUAUUGCCCUUUGCCGUGGUGGGGAGUACGGAUGAGGUGAAAGUUGGAAAGAGAAUGGUCAGAGGUCGUCACUACCCCUGGGGAGUUUUGCAAGUGGAAAAUGAAAACCACUGUGACUUUGUUAGACUCCGGGAAAUGCUUCUUUGUACCAAUAUGGAAGACCUGAAAGAAAAAACCCACACUCAGCACUACGAACGUUACAGGCGCAGUAAGCUGCAGGCUAUGGGCUUUUCGGAUGUCGGCCCAGACAACCAGCCAGUUAGUUUUCAAGAGAUCUAUGAAGCUAAAAGACAAGCAUUCCAUGCUCAAUGUCAGAGGGAAGAGGAAGAGUUAAAACAGAAGUUUAUGCAGAGAGUUAAGGAGAAAGAAAUAACAUUUAAAGAAUCUGAAAAAGAGCUACAGGAUAAGUUUGAGCAACUUAAAAAGGUCCAGCAAGAGGAGACAAUAAAGCUUGAAGAAGAGAGAAGACAAUUAGAAGAAGAACUAAUAGAGUUUUAUAAGCUGAAGACUGCCUCUGAAACGUUACAGGCACAGGUGUGCACCAACGUGAGAAAGGACAAAGAUCGUAAGAAGUAGUUCUUUCUUAACGUUCGCUGAGCCCCAUCAUUCUCGAUCACACCUUCCUAUGGGGUUGUCUUUAGAGCAUUUAACUCUGAUAUUACUUCUAAUUUUUCUUUCUUUUUUUUUUUUUGGACAGGUUUUUGCUAUAGGGCGUAUGCA
This is a messenger RNA of Tupaia belangeri chinensis (Chinese tree shrew), 1452 nucleotides long. RefSeq names its product septin 14 (gene SEPTIN14). Gene Ontology annotation, molecular function: GTP binding. The record is from RefSeq and is a predicted model, not a curated record. Bases 10 to 1308 code for a protein of 432 amino acids. NCBI's taxonomy places the organism in Eukaryota, Metazoa, Chordata, Mammalia, Scandentia, Tupaiidae. The transcript is spliced from 9 exons.